AUGAACGGCUGCGGCGGAGAGGGCAUGAUAUCGCCGGAGGCGAAGGUAUCUCGGGUUCCCGUUUUCUCGGAACUGAUUUCUCGAUUUCUUUCUCUGUUCCGGUCUGAAAUUCGAGCGCCGAUGGCAGCCGCCGCCGGAGAGGAAGUACGGGGGGAUAGCGCCCAAGAAGAAGCCGCUAAUCUCGAAAGUAGGUGCCUUUUUUUGGCUUACUUCAAAAUGGGCCGAAUGGGUCCAUUAAAUCACCGACCCAUUUAUUGACCAACACCCAACUAACUGCGCUUUACGUUGCAGGACACGAGGAGAGCCUUCUUCGACUCCGCUGACUGGGCCCUCUGUAAGGUACGCCCAAAGAAAGACCGGUCCGCUAAAUAAAGGUCACGCCUUUCCUCAUCUGCCUCCCGUGAAGCUUUCUCUCGCUCACUCGCCGUCUCUCCGCAGGAAGGGGCGGCCGCGGGGUCCGCUGCGGAGCCUCUACGGCCGAAGCUGCAGGUUCGGUCUGUCUGGGUACGUUUUGUUUCCGAUUUCGGUCUCGAGGGCAUGACGCGGAACUCUAUGUUUUUAUUCUUUCUUCCCAGCCGACACCUCGCCGGCGCCUGCCACCUCGAAGGCCGGCCUGCACCUCCGUCGGGGACGAGCUUAGCUUUCGCGGGUAG
Molecule: messenger RNA, 653 nt
Organism: Spirodela intermedia
Lineage: Eukaryota; Viridiplantae; Streptophyta; Magnoliopsida; Alismatales; Araceae
Source: the annotation of a GenBank genome assembly